Molecule: messenger RNA, 1021 nt
Organism: Macadamia integrifolia
Lineage: Eukaryota; Viridiplantae; Streptophyta; Magnoliopsida; Proteales; Proteaceae
Exons: 4
Coding region: 242-742 (166 amino acids)
Source: RefSeq, a predicted model, not a curated record
AACCACCCUCUGGGGUCCCUUACUCUCCUUAGAGAGCUUAGAAAAAUUUCUCACAGUCCACAACCCAACCACGUUACUUGUCGGUUGAUGUUGAUCCAUCCAGAUCAUAAAAGCUUUCGUGGAAAAUGUCACAAAUAGAUUAGAAAUUUCUAUAAAUCAGACCCUUCCAUGCUACUUUGCUCUCACCAUUGAUCGUUUCAUUACGCAGUAAGUAGAGAAACUGUAGAGGAAGAAGAAGAAAAUGGCGGAUAGGAGGCCGAAUCGGAGCGAUGUUCAUUUGUCAGAGGAGGAAGAGGCGAGGAUCGAGGAAGAAACGAGGGGUUACUUUGAUGAAUUAGCUCCCAAACGCCACACCAAACCCCAACGCAGCGAGUAUUCUUCUCAAUACACAGACACACUUGAUAACUCCUCCGAUUUCAUCCCCGAAUUGAUCAAGUUUCAACAGCUCGAGAACGAUCCCCAGAAAUUGGUUUACAAGGGGAGCGCUGGAGAGGAAUAUGUGGAGACGGAAUACUACAAAGACCUCAACUGCGUGGACAAGCAACACCAUACGACUGGAACAGGAUUCAUCAGGACAGAGAACACGAAUGGAAGUUGCUUUAAGCUAGCACUAGACACCUGCUCUGCUUGCCACUCCUCUUGCAGGGGAAACCCAGCAACCAACGAUUGGAUUCCUGCCACCGGUGAUGAUAUGAUGCAGGCAACUCUGAGAUUGGACAAGCCUAACGGGAGCAAUAUAUGAAGGGAUUCUCCUUUUUUAUGACAAUGGUGGUUAUGAUUUCAGUGAAAUCCACUAUGUUUUUAAAUGUGAGUAGCAUUAAAAUUCGAAUGAACCAUCUAAUAGAGAUAGCUUUGUUUUUUUUUAGGUAAAGAGAUAGUUUUGUUAUAUGUUCUACAUUUGCAGGUAGAAUGUGGUAGUAAUGGUGCCUAAAUUAUGUAAAUGUUGACUUAUUAUUAGAGGAAGUAUUAGACAGGCCUAUGGCAGUAUGAAACUCAUGAUCUAGUUGGAUGUUGGGCGUCA